Molecule: messenger RNA, 2133 nt
Organism: Physella acuta
Lineage: Eukaryota; Metazoa; Mollusca; Gastropoda; Physidae
Product: phenylalanine--tRNA ligase, mitochondrial
Biological process (GO): phenylalanyl-tRNA aminoacylation
Cellular component (GO): cytoplasm; mitochondrion
Molecular function (GO): ATP binding; phenylalanine-tRNA ligase activity; tRNA binding
Source: RefSeq, a predicted model, not a curated record
AUAUAAACAAUUCAGAUCUCCACUUUCGUUUUAAAUCGCAAAGGACUUGUCACCUUGUCGGUUAGGGUAUGAACUUUUUUCAACAAUGAAUCGACCGGUAUUUAAAAGCCAUUGCUUCCUCAACAACUUGCGUUUGGAGAAAGCGGUUUUAUUUUCUUGUAUUUUAAAAAGCGAGAAACCUCUGAAUAGAAGACUUUCUCAGAAAACGCAAUCAAAUAGGCAUAAUUUUGGUGAAACUGUUGACAUUUUGGGUGAACAUUACCAAACAGAUCAUCUAACCAACAUCACACCUGCUAUAAUUUCCAAAGUGGGAAGAAAUCUACAUAAUGUUCCUUUUCAUCCUCUUAAUCUCAUUUACAAAAGAAUAGAAGCCUAUUUCCACCAGACUUUCUUGCGCCGUGGUAAUCCUGUUUUUUCAGCAUACAACAGGCUUUCUCCAAUUGUCACCCUUGAACAAAACUUUGACAGUUUACUUGUUCCACCCAAUCAUGUAAGCCGUUCACCGUCUGAUACUUAUUACAUCAAUUCUAAAUAUAUGCUUCGUGCUCAUACAUCAGCCCAUCAGCGUGACCUAAUACGAUCAGGCCUAGACUCAUUUCUAGUUGCUGGGGAUGUGUAUAGACGAGAUGCUGUAGAUUCUACCCAUUAUCCGGUGUUUCAUCAAGUUGAAGGUGUACGCCUAUUUUCAGAUUUUGAGCUUUUCUCAAAAUAUCCUGAAUCCUCAAACCUCAAACUUUUUGAGGUUGGCCAAAGAGAGGGAAACAAACAGGAAACACAUAUACUUGAAACAUCACACCUUGUGGGCAGUGAUCUGAAAAAAUCAUUAGAAGGACUUAUGCAAUCUUUAUUUGGAGAAGAUCUCCAAAUGAGGUGGGUUGAAGCCUUUUUCCCAUUCACCCAUCCAUCAUGGGAGCUAGAGAUAUUUCACCAGGGUCAAUGGGUGGAGAUGUUAGGCUGUGGAAUAAUGGAGCAGAAGUUAGUGGAUUCCUCUGGCGCUAUUAAUAAAGCAGGUUGGGCAUUUGGAAUGGGACUAGAGAGGUUGGCUAUGAAGCUGUAUUCAAUACCAGACAUCAGAUUAUUCUGGAGCACAGACUCAGGAUUUCUAUCACAGUUUCAAGGCAAAGACUGUAAAGAUAAAAUAACAUAUAAGCCGGUGAGCAAGUACCCACAGUGUGUUAACGACAUCUCAUUUUGGAUCCCGCAGAACUUUUCAUCCAAUGAUUUCUAUGACCUGGUUAGGUCUGUCAGCGAAGACUUAAUUGAGCAGGUGGAGUUGAUAGAUGAGUUCACCCACCCUAAAACAAAGCGCAGCAGUCAUUGUUACCGCAUCACCUACCGUCACAUGGAGAAAACUCUGACUCAGGAGGAAGUGAACGCUGUCCACAAGCAAAUAGAAUCAGAUGCCGCCUCUAAGUUGGGUGUUGAGAUACGAUAACACAAGUUGGGCUUUUUGGUUACACAUAUUAGAACUAUGGAUGCUAGUUUUUAGACUGUUUGUUUCAAAUGUGUACAAUGUUUUAUUUCUGUCAAUACUAUGCUGUGGUAUGGAGUAAUUACAAGAUUUUAUCAAAAUAUGUUUUAAAAAUAUGUUUAGUUUACACAACAGCCUUAUUAAUAUUUAAUAAGAAACGUUUAAAAAGGUAAAAUAAGUUUCCCCUUUGAACCUCAAACUUUGCAUUAUAAGUCAAACUUAAAUUACAUUUUGAUGUCUAUCAAGUGAAACUGUAAUUAACAUUUGAUGUCUGUUUAAUUAAAAUGUAAAUUAAGUUUUGAUGUCUGUCUAAUUAAACUGUAAUUAAGUUUGAAUGUAUGUCUAGUUAAACUAUAUAACUUUUGAAUGUUUGUCUAAUUAAACUAUAUUUAAGAAUUUGUAAAAAAACAGUAAAUGUUGACCAAACUAAGAGCACUACUUUGUCAAAGCCAGAGUUGAGACUUGUACUUAGUGUUGUAAAUGGGUGGGUUAGGAUAGAAACCCUUGGACACCUCAAGCGACAGCUUACAGCUUCUUGUAUAUGUGCUCAUUUAGUUACAGCUAUUUGUGACAGUGUGCUCAUGUCAUUUUGAAUUUUAACAUUUUGAUUGAAUAUCAUAAAACCAUCAUUUUACAUUCUUAAAAUCUUUGUGUCCAGAUUG